GCAAAUAACAUCAAGAACGCAGCCGACACCACCCGCUACGGCAGCGCCGACGAGGCUGUCAGCGACGCCGUGGCCAACGUUGACGAAAAGGCGAAGAACCUGGAGGAUGAUCCAUCCGACUCUGCAAGAAGAUGCUGGAGCAGGCCCAAAAGGAGCUGGAGGAGGCCCAGGCGGCGCGGGACGCCGCGAGGAAGGCCGCCGAGGCGGCGGCCAAGGCGCACGCAGAGGAGACAUGGCCGUGAAGCAGAAGGCGACGCGCGAGGCUGCGGAGAAGGCCGCGAAGGAGGCCGAGGCGGCCAGGGAGGCCGCCAAGGACCUGAUGAGCGAGGCCGGCGCGGAGGGCAAGCACGAGAGCGACAUCGUUAGCGACUACAACGCGGCGAAGGCCCGCUACGACGAAGCGAAGUCCGCAGAGGACGAUCUGAAGAAGAAGGAGAUCGAUGCCAGGGAGAAGCUGCACACACUGCGCGACAAGCAGCUCGAGAGCCACAGCGGCAUCUCCAAGGUCGACAGCAAGGCCGACAGCCCCGACGCGCCGGCGGGCGAGGCAGGCUGCAACUGCCCCUCGGCCAGCGGGUCCACCGAGCCAGGACACUCCAGCAGUGGCGCUGGCAGCGAGUCGCCCGGGUCGGGCAGCGGCGCUCCGGCUCCGGGCAGCGGCGCUCCGGCUCCGCCCGCUGGGGCGUGCCCGCCGUGUCCGGCGGCUGCGCCUGGCCGCGACGCGGACUCCGCGGACUCCGCGGACUCCUCGGGCACCAAGCCGCCCUGCGACCCGGACCACCCUGACUCGAGAACGGGCGGAGCGUGGGGCUCCGGCUCCGAGAAGUCCAGCGCCCAGGCCACGUCGGCUGCCUCCGCGGCCCUGCUGGCCGCCGUGGCGCUCGUGGUCGCGCUUCCCUCGUGA
Prorocentrum cordatum is the source of this 904-nucleotide messenger RNA. The record is from the annotation of a GenBank genome assembly. NCBI's taxonomy places the organism in Eukaryota, Dinophyceae, Prorocentrales, Prorocentraceae.